Molecule: messenger RNA, 770 nt
Organism: Varanus komodoensis (Komodo dragon)
Lineage: Eukaryota; Metazoa; Chordata; Lepidosauria; Squamata; Varanidae
Product: LHFPL tetraspan subfamily member 5 protein-like
Exons: 3
Coding region: 1-705 (234 amino acids)
Biological process (GO): sensory perception of sound
Cellular component (GO): plasma membrane
Source: RefSeq, a predicted model, not a curated record
AUGCUGGCUGCACGGGAAGCAGCAGCACUCUACCAAACAGACUUUGUGCGCAAUGCCCGGGCAGUGGGUGCCCUCUGGGCUGGCUGCACGCUCUGCUUUGGCAUCCUAGAGGUUGUGGUGCUGAUUCAGCCGGCCUGGGUGCAGACGGCACCACUCAUCUACCAGCUGCCCCCCUCAGGGGUCCUGCCGGAUCCCAGUGUGAGCGCCGUGGGAUCCUUUGGCCUAUACCAGGUCUGCAUGGAGCAGGACGGUGUCCUCCAAUGCGAGGGGUCGCUGGUCACCCUCACCCCUAUCCCGUCCUUCAAAGCAGCUGCUGUCUUUGUCCUGAUGGCCCUGGUACUGGUGAUGGGCAGCGUGGCCUCCUUGGGCCUCUUCUGGGUCUGCAGCCCUGGGACUGUCUACAAGGUGUGCGCCUGGCAGCAGCUUUCAGCAGCAACUUGUCAGGCACUCGGCUGCUUGGUUUUCCCAGAUGGCUGGGGAGCCCCAGAGGUGCGGGCUCUAUGUGGACCUCGGGCUAGGAGCUACACCCUGGGGACUUGUACAAUACACUGGGCCUUUACCUUGGCCUUGCUGGGAAUAGCCGAUGCUCUAGUUCUAGCUACCCUUGCCUUUGUGCUGGGAAAUCGGCAGGAUGCUCUGCUCCCUGCAGGCUACGCACCAACCCCAGGGGGGAAAGGUGUUUCCGCAGCACUGACUCCAGACUGAUUCCUUUCCCUUUGUGGAUUCACCUUCCCAGGGGCAUCUUUCAGAGCUGGAUUCACACUUGAAGC